AUGAGUGUUGUCGCCAGUAGACCCGAGAGCCCUGCUGCGCCCUACACCACCAUCCCUCCGUCGCACUGCAACGAAUUCCCAGUGACCGUCCGGCCUAUUCAAACGCGCACCUCCUCCAUAUCCUCCUACAGGACCAACUACACCACCUCGACCGCGCCAACCGUCUACUCGCCCACCUCACCCACUUCCUCAUACCGCCAGUUCGACUCCGUGGGAUCGUUGCCCAAAUUUGUCGAGCCUGUCCAGAGACGCGUCCCGCAGGAUGUCUACGAUGUGAUUCUCGUUCACCUCGAGUACUUGCACAAGGGACCGUAUCAGACAGGUUGCACGACAUGUUUUCAACGCGACUUGCAUGCCUUGUCCUUGACCUCUCGGUCAUGGGAGAAGGCCGUGAGAGUGAAGCUAUAUAACAACAUUCACAUAGUUGGAAACGAUUCCCCCGUCCAGUUGAAGAAGUAUCGUCUCAAGCGGGGCAGUCGACUGAAGCUGUUGAGACGGACUCUGCGCGAGCGCAAAUUGCUGGCCAAUCUUGUGCGAGAGCUUCGCGUUCCUCAGAUGGAUUUGCUGUUCACGACAACCAAACACAGCGCCCAAUGGCAAGAGUAUCGGGACAUCGUUGCAUCGGUGGUGAUGGUCUGCCCGAACCUCGAACGGCUACUCGGCCUGUCCAUCCCGUACCACCAUGAAUUCGACCGCUUGACCCAUGCCUUGUCGACACGCAAGAGACUCAAAGAGCACACAUGGAUCCUGGGCGAGGCGGCUGAGGUUUCUGAAGUGUCUCCCCGGAGUACCUCCUGCCCAGGGAGCUUGGGGCCAUCGCAGAUGUUUGAAUUCUUGGACUAUCAUGCCUCGUGGUCGAACUUGGAAACCCUCGCUCUCUACAGCCUGAACGAAAGCAAUGCUUUAGAGCCCAGCAUUUUCCUCCGCAUGUUCGAUCUCUUGCCAUCCCUCCGCAAUCUGUGCGUCUCCUCUUUUGACGAGGAGGCUUUUGGCGAUAGCACGCUGUUAUGUUUGCCCCCGCUGGAGUCGUUGCGGUUGGAGAAUCUGCCCGGAGUUACAGAUGCCGGUCUCUCGCAGUACACAUCACGACCGGAAUCCCGUUCGCUAAAGUCCUUCGUUCUGGUCGAGUCAAACAUUCAAUCACUGCUGGUCGUCUCAAAAAUCCUGUCUUCACUCCGACAACUUGAACGACUCAAGAUCGUCCAAACUGGGCAUUGCCCUAUCAUGCCUAGCGAAGGCAUGAUUUUCCAACCCAUCUUUGCCUCCUCGAGUCUGAAAUAUCUUCACUGGGACGUCGCAUGCCCAGACCCGCACACAGCACUCACCCAACUUGAAACUCUUCCUUUCCAAAAACCUAUCAAACACUCCGAUACCCCCAACUCUCACCUCGCCCAAAGUAUCCUGUCGGGCGGGUUCCCUCAACUCGAAACCCUUCGCGCCCCUUCUGACGUGGAGCCUCCGGGUAUGCUGCAAGCAGUCUGUCGGCCCAUCACGAAAGGACAAGCACUCCUUCGACCAGACCGGUAUAGUCUUCCCCGCAGCUCUCACGGCUCUGUCAGUACUCGGCCGCUUGCGCUGCCCGCUGGAAACAACUUGACCUCUUCCCGGAUUCGCGCCCAGACCUUUAUCGACAUGGCUAUCAAGGACACAGAGUCCGGCAUACAGGUUAUCAUUCAAGAUUACUCGGAUAACUACGUGCCCGACAGCGCCAUUCCGGCUUCGUUUGAUGAAGAUCCAGAGCCAGAGCUGGAUGACCCCCCCCCCAAAAAGGCCGGCGCUCCUGCGACAGUCUAUGCGUUCCACAUGCCGGCAUUCAUGGGACGCGUGGGCGUCGUAGACCCCGUAACGGGCGCAUCAAUUCCGAAAUUCCUCCUUCGCCCAGAUAUCCAGGGUCAGGAAGCAGACGGCGGCUUGAUCGGGUGGAAGCAGCUACUUGCAUCAAACCAGUCUCUCACGUACGCUGCAGGCGUCGGCGUCGAUUGCUUCGGCCUCCACCGCAGCAAUACCAACCCGCCUGCCGAAGAUCCGCCGUCGCCGGCUUCCAGUCCACCCUCGCGGUUUGGAUGGGGGAGCAUCGGUCGAUCCAACACCGUCAGCCGGCCAAACACUCUUGGCCGGUCCAAUACUAGUCCGGCCUUACCUUCGACGCCAGCCACGUCCGUCAGCCUCAACUCUGUUGCUGCGUUGCCUUGGGAGAGGGACACUUGCACGGGUUCCUGGAAUCAUAAAAUGGGUCGCGACUGGUGGUUCCAUAUGGAGCGGGAUCGGCCUGGGAACUCGGAUCUCAUCGACACCAAACAACUUUUCUAA
Molecule: messenger RNA, 2310 nt
Organism: Penicillium lagena
Lineage: Eukaryota; Fungi; Ascomycota; Eurotiomycetes; Eurotiales; Aspergillaceae
Exons: 3
Coding region: 1-2310 (769 amino acids)
Source: RefSeq, a predicted model, not a curated record